Messenger RNA from Cuscuta campestris, 1846 nucleotides. The record is from the annotation of a GenBank genome assembly. Lineage: Eukaryota; Viridiplantae; Streptophyta; Magnoliopsida; Solanales; Convolvulaceae.
AAUAGUCAUUCAAUCUUUAGAAUUUUCUUUUAUUUGACGUUUCCUUCGUCUGGGAGCAGCUGAGCAUCAAUGGCAGACAAGGAAGAAGAGGCGACCCUUGAGGAGGAGCUGGAGCUUCAACUACGUGAACAGAAUGACUCCCUUCGCGACCUCACCGAAGCUCUCUCUUCCGAUCCUUCUAAUCUCGAACUCAUUUCGGUUCAAGAAGAGCUUAUACAGUCUGUUAAAGAAGUGGAGGAAGGGCUUCUUCACUUGAAACAGGCAAGAUUACUUAGAGAAGUUGAUGCUUCUAUGCAAUGUUCCAAAAGUUUUUCGGAGGAUGCCGUGGUUGAGUCUCUUGAUACGAAAGAUGCUGUAGCGCUUUCAGAUGUCGGUCAACAAGAUUUAAAUGAUGAAGUAGAACUACUCGUGGAUCAAAAGUAUUCUAUCGGAUCUAAAUGUAGGUUCCGCUUUACUGAUGGGCGGUGGUAUAAUGGCCUGAUUGUUCAGUUGGAGGGUUCUCAUUCUGCUUUAGUUUCAUUCCUGACUCCUACAUCUGAAAGCAUGCUGAUGUGCCAGUUCUUUCUACAGAAGCGUUGUCGGUUUGGUAGUAGUUGCCGCUUAUCACAUGGUAUCGAUGUCCCAAUAUCUUCCUUAAAGAAGUUUGUUCCUGCAGUAUGGGGUCCGUCUAUGGUAGGGUACAGUAUCUGGGCUCUGGAAGAGGGAAAAAAUGGGCUUUGGAGAGAAGCUGAAUUGGAAUCGUGGGACGAGAAUCUCAAGCUUGGCCAUGUCGUAUUCCGGGACACGGGAAUAUCCUCUAAACUUGGAACCGAAGCAAUUACCCUUUCGGAGCAUGCAGAGUUGAGCGAUGAAGAUGAAGAGACUUCCUCUGGUUCUACUGGUAGCGACUAUGAUCAGGAGGAUGUGGAUUCAGCAGCUCUUCCACAAGGGCUGGGGUUUCUAGAGAGUACGAACCAGCAAAGUGGGAUCCAGACAGAAGUCACACUUUUUGCCAAGUGGGAGAAUCAUACGCGUGGUGUGGCUUCUAAGAUGAUGGCGAACAUGGGAUACCAGGAAGGAAUGGGCUUAGGUUCUGCUGGACAGGGGAUGCUGGAUCCCAUCUCUGUGAGAGUUCUACCUUCCAAACAAUCCCUUGACCAUGCCUUUGAAGCCCAGAGAAACGAACAAUGCAAUGGACCUAAAAAGGAGAAGCAACGGAGUAGGGGUGGGAAGAGGAAACGGGAAAAGAAAUACGCAGAAGCAGCAAGAGCAGCGAAAGAGGAAGGAUCAAAAUCUGACAUGUUUGCACUCAUCAAUUCCCAGCUUUCUGUUCACGCUGAGAUUUUGAGAGGGACGAAGAAGCACAUGAAGAACAAUAAUAAUAAUAAUAGUAAGGAAAAAGGUGGGGAGGAGGCCAAGAGAGGAGGGAGGCGAGGCCUGCUGGCUUACGAGGAUGAGAUAAAGGAGCUGAAGAUACGGGUGGAGAAACUGGAGGAGAUGGCCAAUAGGAACCGGAGGGAGAAGGCGGUUUACGAUGCUGUUUUGAGGAAACUCAAUGAGACUCGGAGUGCUUUGGCGGAUGCCGAAGCUGCUCGCACUUGUGCUUCCACCCAACUUCUCACCAAGGAAAAGGAGAAGAGAUGGCUCAAGUUCUGAACAAGAAGAAGAGGAAGACAGCACCUAAUCUUCUUUGUCGGGCUCUUCGCUAUGUUCGAAUUUCUUGGUGACAAUCUUGUAUGGGUAUGGAGUAAUAUUUAUAUACCCAAAUGUGUUUUAUUUCAGCAAAGUUAAAUGUGUGUUUCUCCUUUUGCUACUUGCCUCUCUUGAUAUUUUCUCUUUGAUGGGUUCACCAGGCUUGGGUCCUUAU